GGUCGAUGCAACGAACCGCCAGAUAGUCACAAUACAGAGUGUCACUUCCGUUGACAGACAAAUCAUUGUCAGUGUGAAACGAGUAUUGCCUGCAACAGCAAUGUAUUCAGACGUCAUCCUACGUAGAUCGUGUUAAUAUAGUUUUCUGAUCUUUUUUAACUAUAUUUAAGAUGCAACCAAGAAAAAUUCGAUGGAUUAUUCAAAUUGAGGAAGAUCCAUGGCAAGGUGAGAGCGUCGAGGAACAAAUUUCCAGCAUUAAAGAUGAGCGAGAAGACGUACAAAAGAAAACGUUUGCAAAAUGGAUAAAUUCGCAGCUGCUUAAGAAUCACCACGAGCCGAUUUCUGAUUUGUUCGUUGACUUGAGAGAUGGCAAUCGAUUAUUGUCCCUGUUGGAAGUUCUCACGUCGAAAGUCUACAAAAGAGAACGCGGCCGAAUGAGAGUUCAUCAUCUGAAUAACGUUAAUAAAGCUCUGCAAAUUCUCGAGCAGAAUAACGUGAAACUCGUAAAUAUUAGCAGCAACGAUAUAGUUGACGGGAAUCCUAAGCUAACACUCGGAUUAGUAUGGAGUAUUAUUCUACACUGGCAGGUACAUUAUCAUCUGAAGGACUUGAUGACGGAAUUACAACAGACAAAUUUGGAGAAAACUCUUUUAGCAUGGUGUCGUCAGAAUUCACAGAAUUAUCCUGGAGUUGAUAUUAAAAAUUUCACGACGUCUUGGUCGGAUGGUUUGGCAUUCAAUGCGAUCCUGCAUAAAUGGAAACCACAUUUAUUCGACUUCAAUAAUAUAGCGCGCAAACAUCCGAAUGCUAGAUUAGAUCACGCAUUUCGUAUUGCUCAAGAACAAUUGGGUAUCGAACGUUUGUUGGAUCCAGAAGACGUGAAUACAUCGGUACCGGAUAAAAAAUCAAUAAUGAUGUACGUUAUGUGUCUUUUCCAAUCAUUACCCCAUUCCGGAGAUGAUAUCGGCGAGCUCGAUUUAUCAGUAGCUAGCGAUAAUAGUCCUGUUACAACCCCGGGAGCAGAGAAUACACUGUCUUUUACGAAUUUUGGAACGCCUGCAUCACGACCGAUGAGUCUCGCAACGAACGUGUCCGUGGAACUUGGUGGUUAUCAAGUUGCUCUCGAGGAAGUUUUGACCUGGCUUCUGGAGGCAGAAGAUAAAUUAAAUCACGUCCCGGAACCUGGAUCUACUUUGGAAUUAUUGAAGCAACAAUUUCACGAACACGAGACAUUUUUGGUGGAAUUGUCGGGACAUCAGGACGGAGUCGGUGCCGUAUUGGAGGAAGGUGCGAGAUUAUUAGCAGAAGGUGGUUUACACAAGGAUGAGGAGCAUGAAGUUCGAGUUCAAAUGUCGUUAUUAAAUUCUCGAUGGGAAGGACUUCGAAUGCGUGCGAUGGAAAGGCAAACCAAAAUUCACGAGGUUCUCAUGCAAAUGCAGCAAGGCCAGUUGGAUGCACUGCGACAGUGGUUAACAAGAACUGAAGAUAGAAUUUCGCUAAUGGCAGCGAUUGAAUUGAAUCAAUCUGCUUUGGAUGAACAACUGAAUAAGUUAAAUGAACUAGAACAAGAUAUUGCAGCACAGCAGGGAGUCGUCGAUGGUAUGAAAAACAUGGUAGUUGUCGUGGAUGAAGAAAACUCCGAAGCAGUUUAUACGCAAAUGCAAGAUCAAUUAUCUGCUCUCGGAGAGCGAUGGAUCCAUAUUUGCCAGUGGAAAGAAGAAAGAAGGCAACGUUUGCAAGCUCUUUCUUCGCUCUGGCAAAAUGUUAAUGAUGGUUAUAAAAGACUAGUAUCAUGGUUGAAUGAAACUGAAAUUACGUUAAAACAAAUGGAAGCAAAUCCAGCGUCUGAGAUUGGCGAAGUGUUAGAAAGGAUUAAAAAAUUACAAAUUUUGAAAAUGGACAUGGAUACGAAUCAAAGAAAGUUAAUGUCUUUACAAGAAUCAGUUCAAGAAUUGGAAGGACGAACUACUUCACCAGAAUGUGUUAAUAUAUUAGAAAAAAUUGAAAAUUUGCAAGAUCGCUGGGAAGCGGUAGGACAGAUAAUGGAAGUACAGACGCAAAGGAUAACAAACUCGGGAUUUGAAUUUGACCUAAAGACUAAGAGGGAAACAACAGUAAUUACCGGCAAUGAAUGGAUGUCUGAAACAAUAACAAGUAUCGCUUAUAAAGAAGAAAUUGCUGCAGCUUCCACACCUCACAGUGAUUCGAAAAAACGUCGUGUAGAUAGUACAACUAAACAUGAAUUCGAAUCUGCGUUACAUAAUCUGUAUAAAUGGCUUGAUUAUGUUGAUUUAGAAAUUGGACGAUCGGAAGGAGUAUUUGAUGAAUUGAGCAUUGAAGAAAAGAAAGUCGUUUACAAUGAUACAAUAGCUGAUAUAGAGGCACACAAAGAUGAUUAUAAUAGAGUUUUGGAAUUAGGAAAACAUCUUCUUGGAGAACUAAAAGAUGCGAAUGAAUCGAUCGAAGCAGAAGAGACAAAAAUUAAAGACAUACAGAACUGUUGGAUGGCAACUAACAAUCGGCUUGAAGAAAUAAAAUCUCGUAUAGAAUACCUGGAAGAAGUGAAAAAGUUUCGAACAGAAUUGGCUAGUUUAAAUUUAAUGUUAGACAGCUAUUCUAAAUGGUUCGAUUCGAACAAGGGAAACAGUCAAGUAGAACCAUUCAGGGUAAAAUUGAAAUCAAUGAAAUCUCACGAGGAGCGUAUUAGAAAAUUGUUAGAAAAAAUCAAAGAAUUGUCAGAAAAUCAAACCGGUGGUAAUGAAACAGUUAAUUUAAAUAUUGAAAUACAAACUUUUGUUUCUAACUGGGAAAAAUUAUAUAAAAUACUCUCUGAAAGAUUAACUGAAUUAAAUGAAGCUGUUGAUAAAACACCACCAAAAAGGUAUACAGACGCAGUUGCUAAUCUUACUUCUUUUAUUAACAAUGUGGAGAGCAUGUUAUUGUCAGAGCACAUAGUGAUGUCAGAUGAUAAAACAAUGACGGAACAAUUACAAAAAUUCAAUGAUUUACAAAAUUCUUUGAAGGAACAUCAAGAGAUUUUUAGUUAUGUAAACAGUGUUGGACAUGAAUUAAUUAUGAAAACCAGUGGAGAUUGUCAGGGACAAAGACUUAAAGAUGCAUUACAAGAUCUUAUCACCAAAUGGAGUGAUAUCCCUAUAAUAUUAGAAGAGCGUCAACAAAAUUUGUUAAAAGAUAUACAGUCUUUAAAGGUAUUUAAUGACGAACUUUCGGGUCUCGAAAAUUGGCUUGAAAAAUCGAGUCAGUAUUUAGAAGAAUUAUCGCAAGAUAGUGUAUCAAAUAAUAUUGAAAGUAUGGAACUUAAAUUAAAGCAAAUUCAAUCUUUUUGCGAAGAUAUAAAUCAAACCAAACCUCAAAUAGAAAAACUUCAAAUUUCUACAAAUAGAUUACUGGAAAAUUCUGAACCAAAAUUUGCGAAUAUAUUAAACAAUAAGUUGGAAGUUGUAUCGCAUAAAUGGAAUGCUAUUGUUGACGGUGCUAAAAGUUUAAAUGACAAAUAUGAGGAUACAUUGAAAAAAAAUGAUGAAAUAAUAAGUGGCAUAGAAGAUUUUACGAAGUGGUUGUCGACCCUAGAAAAAGAAAUACCAGUUGAAACUAAAAUAACAUCUUCGGUUGAAUUGUUUCAAGUUCGUGGCCGAUAUCAGUCAUUAAAAGAAAAGAUAGAUAAACGAGUAGAAGAAUUUAGAAAUCUUAAUGAAAUGGGUAAUGAUAAAUUGUUAAGUUCUGAGGGAUCUUCGGUGCAAGAACUUGGUAGACGGUUUACGUUUUUAAAUGCUCGGUGGACAGACGUCACUGAUCGUAUUUAUGAACGAUAUAGACAUUUGCAAAAUGCCAGCCACGAGUAUGGUGAAUUCCGCGCUUUAGUUGCACAAGAAAGUGAUUGGUUGGAUAAAUUAGACAAACGAUUGAAAAGAUCAACAGAAAGGGCUGCAGAUGCUGAAGAAAUAUCAGAGGAACUUGACGAUUUGGAGAAUUACAUACGAAAUCAUCCAGAAUUAAGACUUGAAAAGAUACAAGAAAUUGGUAAACAGUUAAUUGAAAGUAAUAUCAUGACACAUUCCAUUCAAGCAGAUGUAGAAAGCUUAACAAGUCGUUGGGAGAGCUUAAAUAAUCAGGCAGGGCAGCGAGCAAAGCUGCUGGAAGGAUCAGUGAAGCAAGCACAACAAUCAGAAGGACGUAUUCUUGCCCUUCAGCAUUCCUUAACGCAAAUAGAUUCUGUACUAACUGCACGUCUUGACUGCGACCUUACUGCUGAUGAUUUACCUCAUGAUUAUCAGAAAUUAAUGGAAGAAAUGGAGCACCAACGUUCAACACUGCAAGAAAUGGCAUUGCAAAUUGAAUCAUAUAAGGCUUCUGGAAAACAAGAAGCUGCACUUCGAUUGCAAGAACAACUAACUCUUAUUGAACAAAAAUUCUCCGAAGUUCAAAAGAAAUUCCAACGUUUUCGAUGUCCAACGAAUUUAGAACCGAGAUUAUCCAGAGCUUUGCGAGAACUGAGAGGAAUAGAAGAAGCAACUUGUCUAUUAGAAUUAUCAUCAGAAGAUCCAGAAGCUAUUGAAGGUCAACUUAAACAUUGUCUGCGCUUUUAUCAAACAUUAAGCGAAAUUAAAAGUGAGAUAGAAAAUAUUAUACUAACAGGUAGAAAACUAGUUGAAGAAAAAAGUGUCAGUGAACCAGAAAAAUUUUCACGACGAAUUGAUAUGUUAAAAGAAUUAUAUAACAAGUUGGGUUUACAUAUAACUGAGUCAAAAGCAUGUUUAGAAACUGCUUUGGAUUUAUCACGUGAUAUGUAUAAAAAUAUGUCUUACAUUAAUAUGUCCAUAGAUAGUAUAAACAAAGAAUUAGAUACACAGAAAAACAUGCCUGAUCUUCCAGUUAAUGCAAUAUAUGUACGAGAAACCCUGACAGAAGUAAUACCACGAUUAAAUGUUGUGAAAGAUAAGUUGCUAAAUUCUCAGGAAGAAUUUUCCAAACUUUGUAAUCCUAUGUAUUUAGAGCAACUAAAAGAGAAAUUAUCAGAUGUUGUUACAAGAUUAGCAAAUACUGAAAAGAGACUAAAAUUAUGUAAUGCUUCAGAGGAAGAACCUAAUGUUGAUGAAAUAAGAGCCUGGCUGUUACAAGUGGAGGAAAAACUAAAUAAAUUAGAUGGUGUCCCAGUUGAUCAGUUAACGGAAAAUCAUUUUGAACAAUGCAAAGCUGUUCAGAGUGAAAUGAUCGAGGCAAAACCAAAAGUUAAUCAACUUCAACGUUAUACUUAUUAUCCAAGAGUUUCAGAUGUUUGCAAGAAAUGGGAGGAUAUAUCUAAUAGAAUACAGGAAUGGAUCCACAAAAUCACAGACAGUUUAUUAGUAAAAAGUAAGGUGGGAGAAACUAAGGGGAGAGACAAUUAUGGACGCACUAAAUUGUCUAAACAGCCGGAUCAAACUUCGGUGCAACUAGCUAGAAAAGAAAAUAAAUUAAUAGAUGAAAAUGAGGAGGUAUACGGUAUAGGAUAUCUUAAUCCUGCAUUUGAUGAAAGUCAAUGUAAUUUUAUACAUACACCUGAGAGUUCACCAGUUGAUAUCGUUCAUCGAAGUCGGAAAUCUUCCGCAAAAUCUGAGAAAGUAAAAGCUAAAAUCGUAGAUGUUAGUAGAACUGUUAGACGAAAAUUAGAUAUGAGUUCUAUACCCGAUGUUGUUCAAACUUCUCAACCACAAGUCGUUCACAUAGAUGAUGAUCCACCUUCUUCAUCUCCCGAUACAGACGUAUACAUGGCCGAUGAAGAAUUUUUUUUGUCGAAAAAUAGCACAUUAUUUUCCCAAGUUUCUUCUAAUACACUGGUUACAACAGAUUCAAAACCGUUCAACUAUAACACACAGAUGAAUCCCUUCCGUAUCGUUGAAGUGAAAGAAAUGGAAAUAGUAAAAUCAAUUGCAUCUCCCGAAGAUCACGUAAUAUUACCAAGUGCGAAUGUCAGUGUAGGAUUAAUGCCGCAAGUUGUUGAAAGAGUAGAAAUUAUUGAAGAUACAGAAACAGAACCAGAAUCAAUUGAUACUGAUACAGAAGAUAAAGAAUCUAGGGUAAAAAUUUGCAGUACAAUUAGUAGUGGGAAUCAAACUGUUAAUAAGAAAAGAGAACUCAUUCCUAUCCUAAAAAAGAAAACAACAAUAGAUCCAUAUUCGGCAAAAAGCGUUAAAAAAUUAACUCUUAAAUUAGAUGUUGAGGCUGAUGCACCGGAUAAUCAAAUUUCGAAUCGCAAACCACUAAAAAGUCCACAAUUUUCGUGUAAAGUAAAUAAAUUUGAAAAAAAUACCGUAUUGAAAGAUACGGAUAGUAUAGCUGAAUAUCUUAUACUUGAAGAUAAUGAAAUGAGUACAAAAUUGAGUUCAAAAAGUACUGCUGGUUUUUCUGUCACAUCAGGGAUUAAUUCUGCAAAAAACAGGAAAGAACAUAGUAGUGACAGAGAUAUUAAUACUGAGAAUCACAACGUUGAUGAAAAAAACACAAAAUUAUUGUUGUUCAGACGUACUAGAAGUAUCUCAAAAGACGAUACAUUAGAAGAUUGUGAAAGCUUCUACGGAAGCGAUAAAGAAACUGAUGAUGUUUUAAUUUUUUCCGAUGACACGGAAAUUGAUGUUGGAAGUUCCAGCUCAGAUGGAGAAGAUCCAAAUUUAGGAGAGCAUGUUGAGCACCUCUUGGGCAAGAUUCAGGGUGAAAAAUUGUCACAGGAAAUACAACAGAAAGGAGAGGUAAAAGUUUCUAGCGAAAAGAGAUCUUUUAAAAUGUCAACUACUUUAUCCAGAACUGGUUUGGAAAAAAACAUUUUGGAAUUUGAGCAAGCUGCACAACGGAUGUUACAUAGAAUGGAUAUCAUGUUGAUGAGCAUUAGUGGCAUUACUAAUGAAAAAGAUCCAACUAAACGCCUGGAGAUUCUAAAAGGAGAAGUUAGCACUCUUGCACCAGAUGCAGCAGCGUUGAUCAGUAGAGGUGAUGGUUUAGUCAUGACAGUGCACAUGUCCGAUCCCGUUAGAGCUGAGAAGAUAAAAAACGAACACCAGGAUAAAUUAAGAAGUAAAUGGCAUCAAGUUAUGUCUGAAAUAGAAACAAGACGUACACAAGCACAACGAGGAGAGGAAAUAUUACGACAGUAUAAUAAUAUAGUAGCAGAAUUUGAAGACUGGUUUCGCGAUGUGCCAUUGAAACUUGAACAAGUAAAUAAUUACGAGGGUCAGUUAGAAUCGUUUACUAUAGAAUUUGACGCUAAACAAGAACAGAUUAAAAAAUUAAAUGACAUAGCUGUUGAAUUGAAAAGAUUAAAUAUUGGAUAUUCCGAAACUGUACGAUAUAGUAUCAACAAUAGAUGGCAAGAAGUUAGUUCACAAUUUAAGAGAUUUAGUGGUAGCAAAGAUAAGGACAAACAUGUAACAGACAAGAAAGUUGAAAUGGAUGUUGGAGGAGUUGAUAUGCAAGAAUUUACUGCAAGAGUCAAUAAGAUUAGAGAGGCUGUCGUGACUGUGACAAGAUCUUUAAAUUCUAUACCACUGAAUGGUGAUGAUUAUGAAAUGUUUUCGAGUCAAGAAGAGUGCUUGAAAAAAAUUAGUAACGCAUUAAAUAUUCUAAAGCCGAGUCUUGAAGAGAUCAACACUGCUUUCGAAAAUGUUGCUUCACAAUUAAGAAGAGAGCAAGCCGAACAAAUUAGACGUUUAAGUGAUAAAUUACGAGACGAAUGGAUAAAUGUUAAUCAAAGUUACGUAGAAAGACAUAAUCGUUGGAAUAAAUGUUAUGAAAAGUGGAAAGAAGUUUGCAAUACAUGCCGAACGUUUUCUGACUGGAUGGAUAAAACGGAGGAGUCAUUACAAAAAUCAAAUUCUUUUGGUCAAACUAAAGUAUCAAAAACAAAAAUAUUUGAACUAGAACAAGAUGUUUCCAGAAUGCAAAGAAUUAUGAAUAAUAUUAAUGUUUCAAGCGCUAGUAUUUUAAGUCGUGCUAAAACUGAAGAUAUGGUGGAAUUAAGAGAAAUGAUUGAAACGAUAAAGCGACGUUGGCAAAAUAUUGUAACAGAUAUAAAUACUCGAAAAGAAAAGAACUUUGCUAUGGAGAAGAAAGUGAAUAAUGAAAGCAGAAUCUUAGAAAGUGCUCAUAACAUUUUGGAGCAGAUUAAUUCUUUAUUGGUGUCAGCAGCAAAUCCUUCAGAUGAGACUUCUUUAUCAAUAAGAUUGUCAUUAAUUAAGGCUAGACAAGAAGAACUCUUUUCCCGCAAAAGGGCGUUACAAAAUUUAAUAAAUCAAAAUGGUAUUCCCCCGGCAGAAGACGAAUGUAAUAAGUUACUUGCAGAUAUGGAUAAAGCUAAUACAAGCCUUUCCAGUCAUCGCGAAUAUGUCGAAAAUAAACUUGCAUCUCUUAAAAAAUAUAUUAGUACCUUGGAUACAGUUAUGGUGUGGGUUAUGGAAACUCGAACGAGAAUAAAUAUAUCUCGAGAAUUAUCCGAAGAAGAACGAACCGAAAUUAUUAAUAACGUUAUGACUAAAGUCGAAGAUCGAGAAAUGGAAGUAAAAGAUGUAUUAGAGAAUUACACAAAUUUAGAGAAAGAGUGUGAGUCUGCAAAACAACCUAUUUCUAUAGAAUUACAAGAGAAAUUGAAAAAGCUAAGAGAAGAUUGGCAGUUUGUGAAAAAUAAUGGAGAAUUAUCGAGCCAUGAAGUCAAAACCAUGGUUACAAUUGGAACGACGUCACAGGCAAUCGAAGUGGAGAAGACUGCAGGAGCUGCACCGGGGGCAUCGGGUGCAACUGCAGGGGGCCCUCGGGGGUUGACACCUUCCCCUGCCCCCUCGACACCCUCGACCCCCGUUACCACCACUAGUUCUUCGGUCUAUACCACCUCACCCUCGUCCUCGCCUUCACCUUCUUCCUCACCCUCCGCCAUUGUAGCGAGCUUGGACAAAUCGGUGCUGCAGGUAAUUAGUCACGUAAUGAUACAAACUUCUUUAGAGCGAGUGACUUGCUAUAAAAUUGCUUUCCUUCAAAUG
Frieseomelitta varia is the source of this 9023-nucleotide messenger RNA. Its product is annotated as dystrophin-like. The record is from RefSeq and is a predicted model, not a curated record. Gene Ontology annotation, cellular component: plasma membrane. Gene Ontology annotation, biological process: synaptic signaling. NCBI's taxonomy places the organism in Eukaryota, Metazoa, Arthropoda, Insecta, Hymenoptera, Apidae. The transcript has 34 exons. Gene Ontology annotation, molecular function: protein binding. The annotation marks the transcript as partial.